Stereum hirsutum FP-91666 SS1 is the source of this 1111-nucleotide messenger RNA. RefSeq lists its product as uncharacterized. The transcript has 5 exons. The annotation marks the transcript as partial. The record is from RefSeq and is a predicted model, not a curated record. Lineage: Eukaryota; Fungi; Basidiomycota; Agaricomycetes; Russulales; Stereaceae.
GACCUGCAUCCCCGAGCAGAAGGUAUCAAGAACCGAUGGGGUGAUACAUGCAUGGACAUCACACCAUGUACUCGUGCGAUAGAAGAUAUACUGAAGUUAGACUCUGAUUGCCCUCCGUCGGUUUGGGGGAACCUUGUCCGUGCUGGGUACAUCGAUAGAUUAUGCGAGUGUGUUGCUGGACUCCGCGAUGCACUCAACUACACUUCUCCUGCUGAAGAGCGAAUCGCUGGUACGGAGCCCGCACGCCAUACUUUCUACCAUUGGUCGCUCACAUUAUUAUUUGAUGCGACAAAUCGGAUUCGAAAGCCGUUGACCCCGACUGACCUGGUUGUCAUCGCUACUCUUCGCAAACACUGGCCCAGUAUUACACGACGCCUAUGGAAUGAUCCCCAAGGCACCAUUGAUCCACGAAAGUGUCUGGACCCCAAUCGCGUAGUCGUUCAGGGUAUAGCGAUCCAAGCGGGAACCAUGGAUGCGUCGUUUUUCGAGACGAUGCGUUCCGACGGGGAUCUUACUCUUUGCCUGUCUGUGCGGUACUGGAUGUAUUCGACAUCGGGCAAUGCCGUCCAGUUAUUGAGACUCCUCACAGACUUGAUUUAUCCCGAGCACGUCCGCAAUGCUGAAGAAGCCAACGCUGAGGGGGUUCGUAUACUCUUUCGUGCCGUCAAAAAGGGGGCAGGGUCGUUUCGCAAUUUCAUUGCCAAAUUGGAAUCCGCGUUCGCACAAUUUCAAGGAAGGGAUGCUCAGGAACCCAUUCUCCUUUUACAUAACUAUCUCGACUACGCCAUGUACUACACCCCACGUCCGGAUGGCAACGAUGCAGCAGAACCAAGCUUUCUACGUACAGUGACUAAAUCAGUCACCCUAUGGAGAAGUUUGUUCCUCCUUCUGAAUAGAGCGACACCCGACCGUGCAGUUUGGGACACAGGCGAAGCCGGGACAGUCUAUGAACGAGUUUUAGAUCUUCUCGGGGCUUCUGUGAGCAAUGUGGGGAACCACCAUCCUGCUGAGGCACGGGGUUUUAUCAGUGUUCUCGGCCGAGCAGGCAUGUUUGACGCCUUAGAUGUGGCUCUGCCUGUAUUCGCAAGCACUCACAAGGAGACUACUAUCC